This is a messenger RNA of Aureobasidium subglaciale EXF-2481, 2174 nucleotides long. RefSeq lists its product as uncharacterized. Bases 217 to 1938 code for a protein of 573 amino acids. The record is from RefSeq and is a predicted model, not a curated record. The transcript has 4 exons. Lineage: Eukaryota; Fungi; Ascomycota; Dothideomycetes; Dothideales; Saccotheciaceae.
AAAUCCGAAAGGUUCGUGCCUUGAGACAGCGUAUCUUCACUGUAAACAAUGUCUCCCGUCAGGUAGAAACAGAGAGCUGGUGAGUGACAAUGUGUUGCACUAACUCACUUCGACUUGUGAGUAUCUGGAGCAUCAAUGACUUCACAACGUGUUUGGCAACAAUCCAAGCGACACUGGCGAUAAGCGCGAUAAGCCACCAUAAACCACACGCUCACCAUGGCAAACACCGACAACAUAAACGACAUAUCUGGAAACACCAUGGUUCAUCCUCUACUUCGAAUAGCGGACGACACAGUGCCGGCCGAGCCUUGGAUUUCCAAGAUGGCCUCCAUCGAUAAUUUGAUCAGAAACGGCAUCAACAAGAGCUGGAUGCUUGUCUUCAAGGGCGAAGCUGAUGGAGUGUCUCGUUACAGCGGACAUGACGAUCUUUGGGACCACGAAGGCGACUGUAAAGUCAGAUUGGGCAACCAAGAAGUCUGCUUUGACAGCAACAUCAUCUUCGAGACCAGAUCCGACGAUCUUCUCUCACUGAUAAGUGAAUGUGUUUGUGAAAGGGGCAUACACUACAUCUUCAGACUGCCGCCGCUCGGCGAGGAUGUCGAGAAAAUUAACAGAUACAAUCUCGCCAUUCGCAACUUCAUUGCAACAAUCAUACGCAAGCCCAUCAUCGGAAACACUCUGGUCUCUGCUCUUGAGGAUCUUCAGAUCGUCGCCAAACAUGUCUUCAAGCUGCAGCACCAGCCAGAGAAAGCGGCCGCUUUCGUCCAUGAUCUGGUAGAGAAUAUGAAGUUUGACAAUUUUAUCAACAGGCCUGCCGAUAUAUGCAAGUUUCUGGCCUGGACCGAAAAAACUCGUUGGUCAAGGGGAUUUGUCGAGACUUUUGCUCACUGUGUGGGCAUGCUGAAUUGUGGACACCUGGACCAAGAGUCUCUGGAAGAACUCUCGCCAACAAGUAGGGCUCUCUUAGAGCAGAGCUGCACAAAGAUGCAUUACAGUCUCAUGACUACAGAAAUACCCCUCACUGUGUUUGCCAUUGGUCCUACCGUCAUGAGAGAGGUCGAGGAUUAUGCGGGUAUCCAGCAGUCGCUCCUAGCCUUCCAGAACUUCCUUCACCGAUACUAUGCUCAGUUAUACGGAACAUGGCCGCCGCCUAUGCAUCAGAGCAGUGCUCAUUGGUUAACUCGUUCGAUGGUUCAGCGCUUGCAAAAGGAUUUUGGCAACCUCUAUGACCUUCUUGUCGACACUAACAUCCAGCGUGGAGCGGCGAAGGAUGCGGAUGCCGACUCCUUCGGCUGUGGACUUGACAGAGGCCAUCUCUUCGCCACAUGGGAUAGUCGGAAUAGUUUCGAUCCCCUGACGUACUUCGAGCCGAAGGCUCCGGUCUACUCUCCCACUGUAGUUGUAGAGCAGGAAGGCGCAAAGGGCGCCAGACGGUCAUCUCUGAUCCCGGCUGUCCAGAAGCAUCGCAACAAAGGUCCGGAUCUUCACGACAUCUACACACGUGCUACCAACGCCGAAACAAAUGUGUCCGAUUUCUGCAAAGCCUUCCAAAAUCACGAAGCCUCGAUCAAGCAUCGAGCCAUUGAUACCCACGAAGGUCGUCUUGGACGCUGGAUCGUAGUAUACUGCAUGAUGCAAGUUCUCUCCAGAGUUUCUGUUGACAUCCAAGGCCUUCGCUACACCCAGGGAGUGGAGUACUUCCUCAACGCAAACAUCAAUGGCACGCCACCCUGGAGUCCCAAUAAGCUUCCAGAAACCAUACGCGCAGCUGCUCCUCAGUAUGGCUGGGCUGCGCUGUAUGCAAGAUCCACCGAAAAGUUGCCGCAAAGAUUGAAUAGUGCUCAAAAGAAGGACACAAAGGCCAAGUUCGAAGUGAUGCAUCUGGCUGAUGGCCGCGUGAUGCUCAAGGAUCCAGAUGGCCACAUUGUGUUUAGAUAGAUUGGCCUCUAGAAAUAUUCGGGAUUGACACUUUUGUGGUCUCGAGACCCUUGACUGGCUCUGGAAAAUGGAAAGGAGGAACUCAUUACGAAUCGGCGCGCUUUGAGUCUUGAUAUUCAAACGGCAACUAUCAAGACAUGGGCAGAAUUCAUGUUCAGAACCUUACGGGACCUCACACUCGAAGGGACUACCAUCGUGUCUCAACCGAGAAGGCUCUUGCCAUAAUAUUGAAUUAG